AUGCCGCCGGAAGAUUGUGAAAACAAAAGGUCGGAGAGUGGGUGGUGGAGGAGUCGGACUCUACUUGAGAAAGUCUUGCUGGUGUUAGUACUGCUAGCAUUACUUGUCUUGGUGGUUCUGGUUAUUCUGCUCGCCAUGGGAACAGUCUGGAACAAACAACCGGAAGAUGAUCUUUGCACGGCUCCUGGUUGCGUCCAAGCAGCUGCAUCAGUUUAUAAUGGUAUCGACUUCAGUGUAGAUCCAUGUGACAACUUCUACAACUUCGCCUGUGGUAAUUGGAGGAAAACACAUGUGAUCCCCGAACACCGGGCAUAUCUAGCAAGGUUCAGUGUUCUCAGGGAGGAAGUCCACGUCACACUAAAAUAUUUGCUCGAAGAAGAAUCCAAACCUGACGAACCAAUGGCAGUACAAUAUGCUAAAAGAAUGUACAAGUCUUGCAUCAACAUGACAAACAUUGAAAGCCGAAACCUGUCGGUUGCUAUAGAUUUGCUUGACACCUUUGGGGGCUGGCCAGUACUUGGCGAUCGACCUGGUGGGAACUGGGAUGAGGCAUCCUUCGACCUUAGUCUCCUUUUGAGUCAGCUGAUGCGUUACUAUAACAACCCGAUGAUAGGAUUUUACGUAUCAGUUGACUCCAAGAACUCCAGUGGCCGAGUUUUAUUUAUGGACCAACCUGGAUUAAACAUGCCGGGGCGUAACUUCUAUCUAAAAGGACGUAAUGAUGAGAAGUUGGUGGCGUACGAAAACCUUAUCAAGUCAGUGCUGCACGAUUUUGGAGCUGAUCCCGCUACUGUCGACGAUGACGUUAAUGAUCAAAUAGAAUUAGAAAUCGCUAUUGCAAAUUUGACCAUACCAUCAAGCCUGCGGCGAAAUAGCGAGGAUUUAUACAAUAAAUACAGAGUUGGUGAUCUCGAGACCAAUUUUCCUGAACCGACUAAAUUUAAGUUUGUAUGGAAGGAAUACAUCAAUAACGUGUUUGGAAUGGAACGAAUAAAUAUGCAUAUCGAGGACGAUGAGCCAAUCAUUGUUGAAGAACCACGAUAUUUUCGCAAACUUUUUGCAACUCUUGAAAAGUUCUCGAAAAGGACAAUUGCUAACUAUGUUAUAUGGAGUAUUAUGCAAAAUAGGAUUGCGAACCUUCCGUCCAGAUAUGAGAAUAUGAUGACUGAAUACAACAAGGUGCUUACAGGACGUGUUGGAAGUCGUCCUCGAUGGCAGAAGUGCACAUCCUACGUGAACAGUAAUUUCGGCACGGCUGUUGGACGAUUAUACGUCGAGGAGAAAUUUGUGGAAGAAGCUAAAAAUGAUAUAAAUUUGAUGAUAGACGGUAUACAGAAUGCCUUCGGUGAGUUACUAGAGGAACUAACAUGGAUGGAUGACGACACUAAGACUUUAGCAAGAGAAAAGGCUUAUUAUAUGCAGAGAAAAAUUGGAUAUGAUGACUUCAUAUUGAACGAUACAUCGCUUGAUGCUCGCUAUCAAAAUUAUUCGAUGAAUGAAAACACGUACUUUGAAAAUGUCCUCAAGUUACUUAACUUGUGGAUAACUGGUGAUUUUGGCAAGCUGAGGAAACCUGUCAAUAAGGAUAUAUGGACGAAUUCACCGGCCACCGUGAAUGCUUACUAUAGUUCACCAUACAACCGGAUCAUGUUUCCUGCGGGUAUCCUUCAGCCUCCGUAUUAUCAUAAAGAUCAGCCACGGUCACUGAACUAUGGAGGGAUAGGUAGCCUAAUUGGACAUGAAUUAACCCACGGAUUUGACGACCGAGGGCGUCAGUAUGAUAAGUUAGGAAACCUCAACCAAUGGUGGAAUGAUGACGUCAUCGAUAACUUUAUCAAUACCUCAGACUGUUUCAUUCAGCAGUAUGACAAAUACUCCUACCCGGAGGCCGGUGGUAAAUAUAUGGACGGGUACCAGACUUUGGGCGAAAAUAUUGCUGACAACGGAGGACUUAAACAAGCUUUUAAGGGAUACAGGGCAUGGGUGUCGUCGAUGGGGAAAGAAGAACCUUCGCUUCCAGGAUUAAACCUAACACACAACCAACUAUUCUUUGUCAACUUUGCACAGAUCCGAUGUAGUAAUCAUAGAAAGGCUGACGCUAUUCAUCAUAUUCUGACCGGCGCACACAGUCCGCCAAGAUUUAGAGUAAUUGGAACUCUUCAGAAUAUGAAGGAAUUUUCCGAUACCUACAAGUGCCCUGUAGGAAGUUAUAUGAACCCGGUACACAAAUGUCGGCUAUGGUAGACGUGUUUACUACUUGUGAGAGACGCUUUAAUUAACAAUUAACUAUGAAGGUGCGAUAGACGUCUUAAUGAGUUAUGACAAACGUUAUAGGUAACGUUAUAUUUGGUUGCUAUGGGUAACGAUGAUAUUAGUUGGCAUGGGUUACGAAUAUAUUGGCUGCUAUCGAUGUGAGUAAAGGUGAUAUCAGUAACGUUGAUAUUGGUCUCUUUUGGUUACGGUAAAAUUAGUUGUAAUGUGUAACCAUGACGUAAGCUGAUAUGGCAUUGUAGAUGUUAUUGUCUGUCAAAAGUACAUGUAAUUUUUUGGUAAUGAAAUCGUUGUAUACUUUAUAAUUUUGACCACAAACGAAACAAUUAUGAGGGUCAACGAUUGCUAUUAUUUUCUUGAAUACAAUUUUCUUAUUAUAAAUGUUUGUAUUUCACACUAAAACCAAGUAUGGAUAAAUUCAUUGUCGACUACUUGGAAUGGGCUGUGUAAUGUUAAUGCCAUAAAGCAUAUGUUUUGUCGUUUUGUUAACAUAUAUCACCUAAUUGAAGGAGUGGAUGGAUUUUCUCAUUUAUACGUAUAUUGUAUGUUAACUAUUUUAUGUAUUUGUUGUUUCUAAUGAUGCAUAACGAUUUCUGGUAUAUGAAAGCUAUUUGUUUAACGACCUUCUGUAAAGACACAGAAACAAUUAAUAUAAAUUUGUCCCUAUACCACAGUGGAAAUAAUUUGUUGAUGCAAUUGUUGGUUACGUUGUUGCAUACGUCGUUCUCAUUUGAGAACGUGACAUUACUUACUUGGAUUGACCAAGAUUUACAUCGCGUGUGUCGUCGAUAAAGCAGAAGACGCUUAAUCUUCCAGAACGCUCGGUCUUAUUUUCUUUGAAAUUUCAGGAGUCUCCGUGUAAAUCGGGUUUUCUUUAUUGAUAGUUUGCCUUAGUUUUAUUGAAUUUCAUUUUGGAUUUUGCUUAUGUUGACAUGUUGUUACUUUGUUCGAUGACAUUUCAGUGUCAAUGUUGAUUAAAAUCCAUAAUUCUUAUGUAAAAUAAUUUAAUCCAACAUAUCUUUCGGACAAUGUGGAUAUAAAUUUGGUGUUUGUUACGUACACAGUUUGUAUGUAUAAUUGUUUCGAUAAUAUUAUGAUUUUAGUCAUAUUUUCUCUUGUAUCCCUUCUCAAUUGGACGGCACUUCAAAUUGGAUUCAUUUUGUCGUUUUAUUACUGUUUUCAAAUCCAGUUUCAUGUAACCUCAUAUUACAUUAAUAUAAUUCCAUGACUUAGUAAAGAGUGAAUUAGUAAAAAUAUGGACUCCGUGUUAGAAUGUCUGACGUUUAUCAUAUAUUCAUAUAUAUUUAUUUGGUGAGAGUUAUUAAUCAUAAUGUCCUGCAGCUAAUCUUGAAUUUGAAAAAAAAUAUAUGUCAUCCACUGCGAAAUAGAAAUAUGGUACAGUUCCGUGGGAUGUUUUUUUAUAUAAAUCAUAAUAAUUGAAAACAAUAUGUCUUACUCGGCAGGUCAGCUGUUUAUGACACUUUAUCAUGAAAAGUAUAUUUGAUAGAUAUAUUUCAAUUUUGACAUACUUUUUAGACACUGUUUGAAAUACAUUUUUAAUUUUAGACAUUUUUUUUUAAUUUAGAUUAUUUAAUUAAAUUUUCUUUUACCUGUUUAUCUUAAAUUUUUAUUUUCAGAUUGAAUGUUCUCACAAUCCCUUUCUGUCAUGUUGUAAGAGUUCAUUUUUUUGUCCUAUGUACAACUCAGUGUGGUUAUAUACGACGUCAUAAUAUGUCAUACAUAAGUUUAUACUAAUUCGUUGU
Molecule: messenger RNA, 4034 nt
Organism: Ylistrum balloti
Lineage: Eukaryota; Metazoa; Mollusca; Bivalvia; Pectinida; Pectinidae
Product: neprilysin-like
Exons: 22
Coding region: 1-2244 (747 amino acids)
Biological process (GO): protein processing
Cellular component (GO): plasma membrane
Molecular function (GO): metalloendopeptidase activity
Source: RefSeq, a predicted model, not a curated record